UUUCUUCACCUGAAGCCAAUUCUAUUUUGUUAUCUGUUCUAAAGGAGUAGUAUUUGUGUGGUUUAUCGUAGAUAACGGUUUGAAAUAACAGAAAAAGUCAUCAAUUCAAGUGUUGAAAUAGCGGAUUAUACUUUUUAGUUUGCACAAAGUUGUUUCUAAUGAAAUCAUUCUCCUAAGAAUCCAAUUUCAUAUCGAUUUGUGUCUCUUUUUUUUUGGUUAGAUUAACCACAGCCUCGGAAAAAACUCUUUUUAUACUUUCGAAUGUAGUCAUUGUACCCAAAAUCUCUUUCGAAAACAUUAACCAUUCAUUGUUUCCAGAGCUUCGGAGAACUCAACUCAGCGUCUGUUCCAAACGUAUUCAGUGAACACCAAAAUCACGUCGAAUUUCAUCAUGGCUUCGACAACAAACAAUUCGAUUGUUCAUUUUUGCAGCGGUUGUUCGAUUGAAAUGACAUUGUUCGCUGACACAGCUCCAAGUACGGAUGGUGAUUCGGUGCCGAAUUCAUUUCUGACCAAAUGCUUCCAUGUUUUGUGCCGCAAGUGCCGGAUCAAAGGUGGUCAACAAUGCGCGGUUUGCAAUGCGAAUACUCGAUACAUGGCAAUUUCACACCAAAUGCCACAACGCUUUCGCUCUUACUUCGAUCAACUGUCGCAAAUGCAAACGCAAAUGGAGAACCAGGCUAACUUUCAAAUGUCACAGGCUCGAUUGAUUGGUUCAAAAUUCAUCGCCAAACGGGAUCAGCUCAAGCAAAAGUGUGUUGAAACGAAGAAAAUGGUCAACGAUUCCAAGCAAAAAUGCCAGCGCACACAAGAUGACAAACACAAAAUGGAAAUCAUCCUCCAAACGAUUCGUGAUGACAAUCGUCGUCAAGCCGACAAACACGAACAAGAUAGCCAACCGAAGCGAUCGCAACGUGACCAAUGGCAAUUCAGCCCGAACAACACACAGUCCACCGUUCAUGGUCAUGAUAACAUGACAUCCGAACAAGCCCUCUUGGACAACUUUACUGCCUUCGGUGAUAAAUUCACCGCUCCAGUUACUUCAGCAGCACCAGUUAUGAGCUUCGGGUCGGACGACAUGUUUCAAUUCAAAUGAACUCAGCGACGAUUACCGCAUCAUUUAUUUAUGUGACAAUUGUAUCACACCGUAUCACAUACAAUAAAUAGUGUCAUUUCAAACCAGGCUACUUUAUUUACGAUUAUUCAUCAAUUUUCCGUAAAUAAGACCAAAGUGAGAUUAGCCUUAAACCACCAACUAUUCACCAAUAUUUGAAGGUAAAAUGGAUGGAGUUCAAUGCAACAUGAAAUUGAAAAAUUAAGAUAAGAAAGUUAUUCUAUUGUGAAUGUUAAAUUGAAGUAAAAGAAACAUUAUUGCAAUUUCAUGAGAAUAAAUUCAUUGAAAAGGGUUCUUUUUCUAAAAUGA
Molecule: messenger RNA, 1423 nt
Organism: Sitodiplosis mosellana (orange wheat blossom midge)
Lineage: Eukaryota; Metazoa; Arthropoda; Insecta; Diptera; Cecidomyiidae
Product: zip homologous protein 1-like
Exons: 2
Coding region: 392-1096 (234 amino acids)
Biological process (GO): reciprocal meiotic recombination; homologous chromosome pairing at meiosis; protein sumoylation
Cellular component (GO): synaptonemal complex
Molecular function (GO): SUMO transferase activity
Source: RefSeq, a predicted model, not a curated record